CACUCGCUGAGGGGGGAUUCUCUGAGACGCGUGGUAGCUUAAAUGCGGUCUUCAUUUCUCUGUCAUCUUCAGCUCACUGAAGAUCUGUCUUUAUAUUUCUGUCAUUAGAUUUUUUUUUUUUCCUGCUCCUUUUAUGUCACAACUUUGCUGCCAAGCUGCAUAGACGCAAUGGAAGAGAACUUAGAACUGGAAAAAUAUUUUUUUUCUUUUAUUCACCUUUUGUUUCACCUCACGGACCCCGAGCUGCUUUUAUGGAGUGUGAAAUUUUGGACAUACAUGCCAAGUUUGGGAGGAAAAAGUUAGACAAAAGCAUGGCUGAUGGAACUGGUGAAACGUGCUGAAGGCUUCUUUCAAACAAGACAACACAGCAUCUUCUGAGAUGACCACUGUGUCCAUGGCUCCUGUGGAAGUCCUGGUGGGAAGGAGCACCAACGCCACCGACCCCCCUCAGAGCUCUCAUGAGGACCCAGCUGUCACCUUUACCAUUGGCACUAUCCUCUCCAUCAUGUUUCUUGUGGGAGUCUUGGGAAACAUCUACACCCUUGUGGUGAUGUGCCAUUCCAUGCGGAACGCAGCUUCAAUGUACAUUUAUAUCAUAAACCUAGCGUUGGCGGAUCUGUUGUAUCUGCUCACCAUCCCGUUCGUAGUGUGCACACACUUCCUAAAGCGGUGGUACUUUGGGGAUGUUGGCUGUCGGAUCCUCAUUAGCAUGGACUUUCUGACCAUGCACGCCAGUAUCUUCACACUGACCAUCAUGAGCACUGAGCGCUACUUUGCGGUGCUCAAGCCAUUGGAUACGGUGAAACGGUCGAAAAAAUAUCGAAAAGCCAUUGCGCUGCUAGUUUGGGGCGCUUCUUUUAUCCUCACAUUACCGAUGAUCGUAAGCAUUCAGCUGAUGAAGGUGGGCAACAAGGCUAUGUGUCUUCCCACCUUGUCAUCCCUGUCCUAUAAGAUUUACAUCACCUUCCUUUUUUGCACAAGCAUUGUUGCCCCAGGACUGAUCAUUGGUUACCUCUACAUCCAGCUUGCUCGGACUUACUGGGUUUCACAGACGGUGACCUUCAAAACGACCAAUAAGCUUCCCAAUCUGAAGGUUCUCUACCUGAUUUUCACCAUCGUACUCCUAUUUUGGGCAUGUUUCUUGCCUUUUUGGAUCUGGCAACUCCUGGGUCAGUACCAUCCGACACUGCCCCUGUCCUCCGCAGCGAAGCGCAACAUCAACUACCUGACGACAUGUCUGACGUACUCCAACAGCUGCAUCAACCCAUUCCUAUACACAUUGCUCACCAAGAACUACAAGGAGUACUUAAGGAAGCACAACCGGUCCUGGUCAGCUGGGAGUUUUUUUGACAGGAGGGGGCGUUUGCAGCGCUCGCCACGCAGGUCGCCAUCUGCAAGCAGUCAGCAGUGUACAGAGAGCUUCAUGCUCACGCACACAGCCUCCUUGCGUGCCCACAACAGCAGCUUGUGAGAUCUGAGAGAACUGUGCUGAAUGAUGAAAAGGACCAAACAACCACAUGGAAAUGGGACUCGGAUGAACCCUUCAUAUCUACGAAAUGAACAGAAUAAGUGGAAACAUGACAAAUGUGUGCACACCAACACAUGUUAUAAUAGACGCUCGUGAGAUAAAGCUUUUAGAAACUGUGUACUGAACAAACAAUGCGUAUUCAUACAUGUGUACCCAUUUGUAUUUUCCAUGAAUGAAACAUAGGAAUGACCUUCAUGCUAAAUAAGUAUACCAUCUGUGCUCCUUGUUUUGCAAUAUGUGAGUCGGCAUGGCCAAAUAUGUAAUAUAUGUGCCAGAAAUUGUGUUUAGGUUAUUGAAGCUAAUUCAGAGCAUAUAACAGAUGCCGUGUUUGUGUGGAUUAUCUUUUUCUGUCUAAAAAUGCAUGGUUGUGAAACAAGUGUAGCAGGGUUCAGAUGUCACCACCUUAACAUCAAUCAUAAAUGCAGUAAUUCAUAAUUAAGUAUUCCGACCUCGAUUAAUUGAAAAGAUAUGCUCAGAAAGAUACAAAGAUGUAUGAAAGCCACAUUGAAAAGGAGAAAAUGGCAACAUUCCAAGAAAAUGGUCAAAAUGUAACAAGAAUGCGAAGAAACCAAUUUGGAAGACGUUCACAAAUGUUUAAUCUGCGCACCGCCUGUGCUACAACACACAUUUUGCUUUUUGUCUUCCUCUUUGGAUUUUCUGUUCAAUGUCCAAAUGUUUUCCAGUUUUUGUAUUUUAAUUUGUCAAAAAAGCACACUGCACACUCUUGAUCAACUGUGUUGUUAUGCGUAACUGUAUUGUAAAACACAAAAUGCCUUUUAAUUCCAAGUGAAUGUCAAUCUUCAACCUGAAAAAAAGAAAACAUUAAAACUUAAGUUUAACAUUUUUUUAACAUUGGAACUAAUUUGAUUAAGAACUGAUUAAUGUUAUUAGAUUAUGAAAUUAUUUUUGAAGCACAAUGUAAUUUUGGUUUCAGAGAUUUGUCUCAUAGUAUUGUGGCUUGAUUUUAAUAAUGCAUAAUUUUUCUUGUAAAAUUCUGACUUUAUUGUUUUCGGUGUGGCCCAAAUAUUUCUUUGUAGAAAUUUAACGUUUUUUUUUUUUUUUUUUAAUUAUACAGUACUGUGUCACUUUGACCUAAAACUGUCACCCUAACACCAAAAUAAUUUCAGCAUCAUUGACAUUUAAAGGAGACAUAUUAUGCAUUUUUUUAAAAUAUUUGUACAUAGUUCCUAGCUGUCUUAAGAACAUAUUUGUGGCAUGCCUUUUUCAAAAUACCAAAAGGAUCAAGAAUAAAAUACAGUUGUUGUUUUUUUUUAAAUUUAUGCCAUGGUGAAAUUGGCUCAUUUUAGAGGAUCUUUUCGAAAUCUGUCUCAUGCACUGUCCUCAACCCGCCCCACAUACUGUGUACUGCUGCAUUCAUUAGAUUGAUAACCAGUGGGCUGGAAGACCUCGCCAUCAUAUUAAAAGAGCACCAGAUUAAAAUAUGUCAUUGCGCAUUUGCGCACCAAGCAUUUUGCAUUUUCAUGUUUUAUUUUGUGGAGAGCUGGGUAUUUUCAUUGCGGUAAUUACCACCACUAUUCUACAACAGUAGGAUAAAGUGCAGAACAGCACACUCACAGACAUUAACAAGUCAAAUCAGAAACAUCUAAAAAAAAACAGAUACAAUAAUUUCACUCUGUCUAAUAUAUAUAUUUUUUUUUCAGUUUUCUCAUAACUAGUAUGUUACACUACUCUUACUCUGUACUACCUUACACUGCAUGGUGCUGUAUACUGUAUACUUAAUUUCAACAAAUUUGUUUCUUGGUAAAAUUAUGUACCGUAAUCUGCAAAAAAUUAACGCUUCGGUUGAGUUUAGCUCUGCUGAUUUUUAAAGCUGCUAAAAUAUAACAAUAGGAUAGGGUUAAAUGAAGUGUUCGUUGCAUAUCCUAGAAUAUUAUGCGCUAAUAUAGUUGGCUUCUGUUGCUCAUGAAUUGUGUAUUCAAAACAAAAGAUUGGGACACAAUGAAAAGAAAAAAAUAUAUCAUGAUGAAUUACAUGUUGUAAAGUUACACGAAUAAAUCUGUAAUGUUAUGUCACUGUAGUGAUAUUACGAGAAAUAAAUGCAAUGCGGUAUUAUCAGAAGGAAUUUGUAUUUUUCAGGAAAAAAUAAGUUAUAUUAUGAGAAUAGACGUUAUCAUAAAAUAUUGAGACUUCUUUUAAUAUUACCACUGCACACCUAAAUAAUUAUUGUCUUGUAAUAUUACGACUUUAUUUGUAAUGUAUUUUAUUAGUAUUGUUUUUCUUUUCAGUGUAUCCCUAAUACUCCUCCAUACCAAAGAUAGAAGGUGCAUAAAAAAAUAAAAUAAAAUAAAACACAGACGAGCACACAUUAGUUCUGACUUUACUUGCAGUUUUCUCAACAACAAAAAAAGAAGGCAAAAGACAAUGUAAUAUUUAUAUGUGAACUGGUUCCGAUGAUAUUUUCCCCCAAAAUAUUAAGUUAAUCAAACAUAAACUUGUUUUUUGUAUGUUUACAAUAAAAAAAAAUUGAUUAAAAAAAGUAUUAACUGGAGUUACAUUCAUUCAUUAAUUUCCUUGCAAUUCUAUUUUGCUGUUUAAAGACACACACGCUGGUUAUUGUCAGAGUAUGCAAUAAAAUUGUGUUGAAUCUGCA
Phyllopteryx taeniolatus (common seadragon) is the source of this 4139-nucleotide messenger RNA. RefSeq names its product urotensin-2 receptor (gene uts2r1). The coding region runs from base 380 to 1471 and encodes 363 amino acids. Gene Ontology annotation, molecular function: urotensin II receptor activity. Lineage: Eukaryota; Metazoa; Chordata; Actinopteri; Syngnathiformes; Syngnathidae. Gene Ontology annotation, cellular component: membrane. The record is from RefSeq and is a predicted model, not a curated record. Gene Ontology annotation, biological process: neuropeptide signaling pathway; blood vessel diameter maintenance; regulation of blood pressure. The transcript is spliced from 5 exons.